Molecule: messenger RNA, 1014 nt
Organism: Talaromyces proteolyticus
Lineage: Eukaryota; Fungi; Ascomycota; Eurotiomycetes; Eurotiales; Trichocomaceae
Product: PLAC8 family-domain-containing protein
Exons: 1
Coding region: 1-1014 (337 amino acids)
Source: RefSeq, a predicted model, not a curated record
AUGAGCCGCCAACUCAGCUUGGAUACCUCUCAGAGACAACAGGUUUACUCGUUCAUUGAGACUCCAAUUGAGCUGAAUCCACAUCGACAGCAGCUGCUGCAAGCUGAAAUUACGGAUGCAACUGCAGCCAGACCUGUGGCUCCCGCAACACCGCAGCCCGGAGUGACACGGCAGUCAACAGCAACAAAUGUCGCGACUCAGGAACUCGAGCAGGCACGACAAAUCCACCAGGCCUCGAAUUUGAACAGUCAUGGCCCUUCCAUACACCCUGCCCUAUCCGCACCAUAUGUCGAAGAGUCUCCUGCUUCGGUCACGAUGGAUCCAGCUCUGACCGCACCGCAACAUCCACCGACACCAUAUCGAUCGCCUCCAUCUUCACCAGGCCCGCUACCUGUGAAAGAGCACCCUCGACCAAGCCCGAUUCCCUUCUCGCCCAUCACCCCAGACAUGAACCCACUCCAAUCGCCACUCUCACCGUCCUUUCACACUACUAGGCAAGAUGCCCAACCGAGUAAUGAAUCCUACUCCACGCAUCUCCCUGGCCAAAUUGCCCACCCGAGCCAGAUGAGCAAGGGCGGCGGCUGGAGUACAGGGCUUUGCGAAUGCUCCUCAGACAUCGGGACGUGCUGUUUGGGAUUCACCUGCCCGUGCAUAUUAUAUGGACGGACGCAAUACCGUCUUCUGCGCAAGUCAAGAGGAGAAGAUCCGACGAAUCUUCUAGGAUACGAAAGCUGUAACGGAUCGUGUACCGCUAUCGCGCUUUUAUGUGGCUGCCAAUGGAUAUUGGCAACCAUCCAGCACACGCGCACAAGAAGGGCAUAUGAGAUUGAGGGCAGCAUCUGCUCUGACUGUGUGCGAGCGACGUGCUGCCCGUGCUGCACCUGUAUCCGAAAUGAACGAGAGAUCAAGAAGCGAGAGGAAUCUCGCGCUUAUUCGGCGCAAGUCCAUGGCUCCAAUUUCGUUGUUCCUUAUAUACCUCCUGGACAAAUGCAAUAUCAACCUGGAUCAAGGUGA